Aspergillus pseudonomiae is the source of this 1649-nucleotide messenger RNA. RefSeq lists its product as uncharacterized. The coding region runs from base 345 to 995 and encodes 216 amino acids. The record is from RefSeq and is a predicted model, not a curated record. Lineage: Eukaryota; Fungi; Ascomycota; Eurotiomycetes; Eurotiales; Aspergillaceae. The transcript has a single exon.
UGGAACAUGGAUGCCUCCUUCAAGGCUUUAGUAUAUAAUCUUGCUCACCCCCCAUGGUUGAUGAUCCUUUUAUCCACUUUUAUAUCUACACAUUCUUCUAGUAUAAUUCUUGCUGCCUAUUCCUGAACAGAAUAUAAACCCUUCUGUUUCCAAACCACCUCGAUCUUCUUUGUCCUCUGCUAUCACUCCCAUCCAGUCCCACAGCUAUACCGUCAAACUCCGUCACAGUGUCUCCCCGAAGGUCUUCUCGUUUCCUCACAUUACCUCGACUCUUCCCCAUACGAGAUACGGUUGUCCAUCAGCCAACUCCUGGUAGAAGACGGUCAUUGCGACGUUCUUCCACCAUGCCUGCCCCAAUCGAUGUCGUCGAUCCCGUCUUGCCCGUGCGCGAGCUCGAGGCUGACGAAGAGUACGUGAUGGUCGCCUUUGAGCGCCAUGCAAGCCACUGUACUCGAUGCGCAGAUCCGCUCGGAGCGCGCAAAGAAGACCGCUCUCUCUGUGAGCGUGGACACCAAUACGCCGUCGACGUCGCCGACUACCUGUACAGCAAGAACGGAAAGUCGUUUUCGACCCUCGACCGUGAGCGCAACCAGCCUACUCUCGUCAAGAUCCCCCGCGACUGCCGCGCUGUCCGCGCAUUGCUCCUCGCCAUUGAAGAUGGCCUGCGCCUGAACCGCAAAGAACAGGGUGCUGUCCAACCCCCUCGGUCACCGUCACCUAUCAUCACCUACGACCGGAACUACCCCGUUCCUCCUCGUCGAUCGACAAGCCCACAACAGCAGCCCGUUUCAUACACUGAGAUCAUUGAGCGCGAGCCCCGUGACGCAAUGCGUCGUCGGGUCAUUGUCUACUCUUCUCCUCGUAGCUCUCCUAGCCGGAGCUCCCCCAGUCGGAGCUCCCCCAGCCGGGGCUCGCUGUACGAGUCUGAUGCAGCGGAGCGCAGACGCUUCAGGGAGUCUUCACGGAUCUACAGACCCACUGAAUACCACCGUUGAGCGCUCCCGCCUGUUGAGUUUCUGGUUUAUCUUACACUCUACUACCUCUACGGACCACUAUAUAGCCGUGCUGCAGGCAGUGCUAUUGGAUCUCUGUCGUCUUUGCACACACACGCACGAUUCAGCCGGGCAGGGCCCAGCUCAUGCGCGAAUCCAUAACACGCACAAUGUGCCCAUCCGACCACUGUCUAAACCGGUACGGAUGUUCGCGCCGAUUGGCGUCUUCAGUGGGGUUUCCCUCGCAAAGAAUGGUUUCCUAUGUGAACUAGCCAUCUUAAUUUGAAGACAUUACCUCUACACUGUUCGAAAGGACAGCUUUCCAAAAACCCAAAACAAACGGGAAAAAUCCGAGAAAGUGAAGAAAAAAAGGUGGUGUUUACAACCAAGUUGCAAGUUUAGUUUGUUGGACUUUUCAGUUGAUGUGAUUGGAAGAAUGUAUGCAUGCAGGGAGUGAGUCAUGAGCUUUUACUUUCUGCGAACUGUAGGCUUUAGCCUAUGAGAUUGGAUGGAGUUUACUAGUUGUACUUCUCCGCACACCCUCAACAUUGCAUAACAUUGAUUGGGUGAACCUUUUCCUAUGUUUACUAUGACUUUAUGACUCGAUGUAUUGAUGAAGAUUGUGGAGAAAACAUCCAAAAAAAAAAGAAAAAAAAA